This is a messenger RNA of Dioscorea cayenensis subsp. rotundata (Guinea yam), 879 nucleotides long. RefSeq lists its product as uncharacterized. The record is from RefSeq and is a predicted model, not a curated record. NCBI's taxonomy places the organism in Eukaryota, Viridiplantae, Streptophyta, Magnoliopsida, Dioscoreales, Dioscoreaceae. The coding region runs from base 1 to 879 and encodes 292 amino acids. The transcript is spliced from 5 exons.
AUGAUGCGAAUGCCUAACUUUGCACCUAUUACUUACACAACUUGGCAUAAGUUUCCAGAUUCUACAAAGGAAGAAAUAUGGAAAACCAAAUUCACAUUUGAGUUGUUUCAUUCACAUGAGAAUGAUGAGUCUUUAAAUGAAAAUACAACUCAAAUGGUUAAGAGUUGGAUUGUGUCUGAUAUGAGUACUAAGUGGAGGCAAUGGAAGAAUUUUUUGAAGUCCAAAUAUUUUGAUGAACACAAGACAGUAGAGGAAAUGGUUGCAAAGAUUGAUGAUCCUCGUGUAGAUAAACAACAAUUUUUGGUAAUUGCUACUUAUUGGUUGACUGAGAAAGCGAAGGAACAAAGUGAGACAAAUAGAACAAAUCGUUCAAAAUCUGAUGAACCCCAUUGUGCAGGAACAAGAUCAUUCCCUACUAUAAUCCAAACUGUGACUGAAGAAUCUAAUGGAAUUCCACCAUCACGUGCUGAAAUGUAUAUACGCACUCGUACCCGUAAAGAUGGAAGUGUUGUGAAUGAAAAAGUAGCUUCUAUUGUGGAACUUAUGAAGAAAGGAUUAAGUGAAAGUGAUUCACAAGAUCCUAAAAGGUGUUCAUGGGAAAAUGAUGUGUAUUCACAAGUUAAAGGACCAGAGAAAAGAGGGCGUAUUCGUUGUAUGGGAACAAUUUCUACUUCAUCAAGCAAGUCCGGUCCUUCAUGUUCUCAAAUCAUAUAUCAUAAUGAAGUACAAUGUUUGAAGGCUGAGGUUCAAGGAUUGAAGGAAGCUUUAACUACUGUGAUUUCAUUAUUUCAAAAACAAUUUCCUAAUGAGAAUGUGGAGGUCCUAAACGGUGUUACUCGCAUAGUCAAUGGAGAGGUAUGUGAUAUAAUGUAUAUUUAG